Molecule: messenger RNA, 2050 nt
Organism: Rhodamnia argentea
Lineage: Eukaryota; Viridiplantae; Streptophyta; Magnoliopsida; Myrtales; Myrtaceae
Product: probable trehalose-phosphate phosphatase 2
Exons: 9
Coding region: 624-1598 (324 amino acids)
Biological process (GO): trehalose biosynthetic process
Molecular function (GO): trehalose-phosphatase activity
Source: RefSeq, a predicted model, not a curated record
AUCACGCAUACCCUUUUUCUCCUUAAGGAGUCGUGAAUCACAUGUUGGUGAGGAGUCUUACGUUGUCGUGAUUCAUAGUCUUGUUGCCAUAUGACCAGGCUUGGGCAUCAACUGAAAGCUAAACUUGUUUCUCCUUGACGGGGAUAGGAACAGAAAGACUCCGCGAGAUUGUUUGUUGGACCUAGAUGUUAAAGUCCAUUAUACGAUCGUCAUAUGUUGCUUAAGGUUUUGUAAACUUUGUGCAAACCUCCACGGAUCUUGAGGAUUCAGAUCAUGGGUAUGUCGAUAUCAAUGUCGUCGCAGAUUUGAGGGAGAAUAGCGUCUUGAUUCUCACCACUGACGAACCGGCUUUACUUAAAUGGAGCAUCAUUUCUUUAAAAGCUUUCACCAGAAAAACAGCAUCUAGGUCAAAGCCCUGGAACUCGCGGCUGCUUUAUGGAGUCAUCCAUGGCUUUGAUGUUGGUCCAGUGACGUUCUAGGAAGAUGACAUGCAAUAGGAAUUAGAAUAUCCAUGUGCACGUCCCUUUUUCUUAUAAUGUCUUUAAGUUUGUUCUGUAAAGAAGAAAACUCCUUAAAUCUCGCAGGUAAAGUAGAGCUUGAGAAGUACUAUAAUUGAAUCUAGGAUGGGAUUCCCACAUUCACCCACGCAACAUCAGGACAUGGAAUCUUUAUCAAGAGCGAGGCUGGAAGGCAAUGGAGUUUCUGCCUUGGGCUCUUACUCUUCAUGGCUAAGAAAGCACCCGUCCGCCUUGUGCACGUUUGAAGGGAUCGCGAAGAAAGCCGAAGGCAAAGAGAUUGCGGUGUUCUUGGACUAUGAUGGAACUCUCUCUCAGAUUGUAGAUAAUCCUGAUCAGGCUUUCAUGACAGAAAAGAUGCGUUGCGCCGUACGCGAAGUUGCAGACUGUUUUCCCACAUCCAUUGUUAGUGGAAGGUGUCGCGACAAGGUAUAUGAAUUUGUGCAACUGGACAAUGUCUGUUACGCUGGAAGUCAUGGAAUGGAUAUCUCCAUCCCAUUAGCCUCCUCGAAGAGCCAGGAAGGCGGGCAUCAAACCAGAGCUUUGGACGAAAAGGGGGAUGAAAUCGUUUGGUUCCGACCGGCUCAAGAUUUCCUAGACUCAGUUCAGGAGAUAAUGAGGCUGUUGAAAGAAAGAACUACAAGAAUAGACAGUGCCAUGGUUGAAGACAAUAAGUUUUGCAUAUCGGUGCACUACCGUCGUGUGAAUGAGAAGGAUGUCGGGAAACUUAAGCAGAUAGUAGAAUCUACAAUGGAAGCAUACCCAGCAUACAGAAUCACCUGUGGUAAAAAGGUUAUGGAGAUACGCCCUCCGGUUGAAUGGGACAAAGGCCGAGCCAUCGAAUAUCUACUGGAAACUCUCGACUCGAAUGGCCAUUGUAACGUCCUUCCCUUGUAUAUAGGGGACGAUGAUACCGACGAAGAUGCUUUCAAGGUUAUUAAAAGAACUAAACACGGUUUCUCCAUUAUAGUUUCUUCUGUCCCGAGGGAGACCAUGGCCUUGUACUCUUUGCAAGACCCCAACGAGGUCCAUUCUUUCUUGACACACCUCGCCGAGUGGAAAAGAAGCAAUUCUUCUAGUUAACCGGCUCAAUGCCCGAAGGCCGCUACGAGUCUGCAAACCGCUGAGUUGGUUCCCGAUCCAUAUAGAAGCACCGUGAAUUUGUCAAUGAUUUUGUUUGGCAAAUUUACCUCCAGCGAAGCAUGUUCUUGGAUUUGUAACUUGUGCUUGAUAGCUAUCCACCCCACCAAAAACGUAACUCAGUGGGACAAAAGAGACCUCGCCACGCUACUCACCAAUUCAGAAGAUUCCGCCGUGAUUGGCAGCAUACGAUUUCCUUGGCAAUGUGACUGAAUCUUGUAAUGUCAGCAGAGCCAGAGUUUGGGAAUUGACAGAACUUUGUAGUCCUUUUAGACUCGAUGGCAACGCAUACCGUCCUCUUUGGGAAGAUGUGCUCAGCCUGCUCUUUUGUGCUUCUACUGGUCUAAGGUAUGUACCGCCUUCCCUACGCUUGCUACUCGCUGUACAUCAUGUUA